Anopheles coluzzii is the source of this 3183-nucleotide messenger RNA. RefSeq names its product probable Dol-P-Man:Man(7)GlcNAc(2)-PP-Dol alpha-1,6-mannosyltransferase (gene Alg12). The coding region runs from base 955 to 3117 and encodes 720 amino acids. Gene Ontology annotation, molecular function: alpha-1,6-mannosyltransferase activity. The transcript is spliced from 7 exons. The record is from RefSeq and is a predicted model, not a curated record. NCBI's taxonomy places the organism in Eukaryota, Metazoa, Arthropoda, Insecta, Diptera, Culicidae. Gene Ontology annotation, biological process: protein N-linked glycosylation. Gene Ontology annotation, cellular component: endoplasmic reticulum membrane.
CAAAGGAAGCGAAAACGUCAUCUUUGUCGAUGCCAACAGCGCGCUGUUGGUGGGAAGCGGCCACCACUGACGUUAGCAGCAGUUGACAGCGGGCGCACGAUCCGCGGACGAGGAUCAGCCGGUCCCGGUGGACGUUUGUUGUGAUAUUUAUUUUGAGCUUUGCCCUCGCCCUAGAGAAGCUGUGGAGCUGCCCGCCGGCCAGGCGACACAAUGCCCGUUUGAACGUGUCGUUCUGUUGUUUCAGCUCUGCAAACACUGCAAACACACAACACAACCGCACGGUGACUGAAAAUACGGGGCCGUCCUGUUGUUUCAGCUCUGCAAACACUGCAAAAACACAACACAACCGUCCGGUGACUGAAAAUACGGGGCGAGUCCAGAGUCGUCGCUACGAUCCUGCCUUUUCUUCGUGCCGGGAGCGGUGAGAGAGCCGCUUUGCAAGUUGGCCUAAUACGAAAACAAUCGCUGCCGCUGCUGCUGCUGCUGCUGCUGCUACAACGAUUGAAGCUGUGCCAAAAACCUUUUGCCCGAACCGCCAACCAAUAAGCGAUGACGUGAAUUUUUUUGCAUAGAUGAUGUGAGUUAUGCCUCUCUUGCCCCCUGUCCGGCCGAUACCGAUCUGGUCCGUCCGUCCGGCCCUGCCCACAGACCACAGCCGGCCCGUUGCGUUGAUGCGCCUGUUGCGGUUUUAUUUUAGAUCUACUCGACGCUAGUAAAAAUAGCCGACCGACACAAUUCGCUGUACGCGCGACGUACGUGGGAGCGCACACACACAUACACAGUGCCAACAAAGUGUCAGCCGCAAAGCGACUGGCCAGCAGAAGCCAUUCAAGCAGCAGCCGUUCGAAAGGACCCCUUUUUCCGGCGAAACGACGUGGCCACGGAUUAGUGCGCUCUAUGUUUGGGGCUCGGUAGCAGCAGUAACACACACAUACACACUGUGGGGAGGACGCGAUGUCGGUGCUGGUGUUCCUGAUUGCAGCCGCCCACUGCGUGUACACGCCGUUCACCAAGGUGGAGGAAAGCUUCAACCUGCAGGCGAUCCACGAUCUGCUCUACCACCGGACGAACCUUACCGAGUACGAUCACCAUGAGUUCCCGGGCGUGGUGCCACGCACCUUUCUGGCCCCGCUGUUCAUCACGCUGCUGGUGACGCCAAUCGCGACGCUGCUCGAGCUGUUCGAGAUCAACAAGUUUUGGAUGCAGUAUGCAGUUCGGUUUGCGCUCGCCGGCACGGUCGUGUUCGCCUGGAGCCGGCUGAAGAAAACGAUCCUGCACCGGUUCGGCGUGACGGUCGGCGUCUGGUUCAUGCUGAUCACCGCCACCCAGUUCCACUUUAUGUUCUACAUGAGCCGCCCGCUGCCGAACAUUAUGGCGCUGCCGCUCGUGCUGCUCGCGAUCGACUACUGGCUGAACCGGUGCGUCAAGCGGUUCGUCGUCUGCUCCGGCGCGGCCAUCAUCAUCUUCCGGGCGGAGCUGGCCAUGCUGCUCGGCCUGUACCUGCUGUACGAUCUGUACUACCAGCGCAUCUCGCUGCCCGCCCUGCUGCGCAUCGCCAUCCCGGCAGGUGUGCUGCUGGUCGCGCUCACCGUCACCGUGGACAGCUACUUCUGGCGCCGCCUCCUGUGGCCGGAGGCGGAGGUGUUCUGGUUCAACACGGUGCAGAACAAGAGCUCCGAGUGGGGCACCUCGCCGUUCCUGUGGUACGUCUACUCCGCGCUGCCGCGCGCGAUGGGCCUCUCGAUCGUGUUCGUACCGCUCGGCCUCUACCUGGAGACGCGCAUCCGGUCGCUGGUGGUGCCGGCGGUCGUGUUCGUGCUGCUGUUCUCCUUCCUGCCCCACAAGGAGCUGCGCUUCAUCAUCUACGUCUUUCCGCUGUUUAACGUGGCGGCAGCCUGCGCGUGCAAUCGACUAUGGUUAAACAGACAGAAAAGUCUGUGGAACAAGUUUCUUUCGUUCGUGUGCAUCGGCCAUCUGUUCGGGAACACGCUGCUGACAAUGUUUCUGCUGCUGGUCGCUGGCACCAACUAUCCCGGCGGAGUGGCCAUCUCUCGCUUCCAUCGACUUGCGGCGGGAGAAAUGAACGUGUCCGUCCACAUCGACAACCUGUCUGCGCAGAGCGGCGUUUCGCGGUUCGCUCAGAUCAACUCCGACUGGACCUACAGCAAGCUCGAGAACCUGCGGCCGGACGAUGAGAUGCUGCACCGGUUCGACUAUCUGCUGACCGAGGCGCAGGACAAAUACUCGGACAAGAUGCGGCUGCUGUCGCAGACGCACGAGAUCGUCGAGUUUGUCGAGUGCUUCAGCAGCAUCGGGCUGCAGUACCGGUCGGUGCUGCCGGUGAAGAUCAAAACCAGACCGUGCAUCUUCAUCAUGCGCCGCCGGUACGAUCUGGCCGGUGACCGGCUGCGGUGGUCGGCGGUGCUGGACGGUAGCGGCGCGGGUACGGCGAUCGAGCCCGAGCCAACCGGUUCCGUGUCGCUACACAGCGAAGAGGAAGAGGAAGAAGAGGAGGAGGAAGAGGAGGAGGAAAACGAUGCAGCUGAAACGAUCGAGAAGGAGCCGCCCGGGCGAGGCAGCAACGGGCAAGACGACGACCCCGAUGCUGCCGAAGUGGAAAGUGCGCAGGAAGAAAAGCGACCGGAAAGGCGGAAGCGAAGCCUGUUCACCAAAGUGCCGCACCGGACGCAUUCGAGAAAGGCGGCCGGCACCGUCCCCCCGCUGCCCAAGCUGCGGCGGGUGGGCGGAAGGUUGCAGCCCUCGCUGCAGGACGCUGACGACGACGAUGACGACGACCGUAGCACCACCAAUCAACCAAGCACAGUAAAAGACGCCGAAACGGAGGAGGUGGAGGAGCAGCAGGACGAUGGUGGCGCGGGAGCCUCCCGACCGGCAGGCGGCAAGCACACCGGCAAGCAGAAGCUGGAGGCGCGCAAGCUGAUCAAGGAGGAGAAGAUGCGCCGGAUGGCGAGCAAGCUUACCCGGGCGAGCUUCAGCGAGGUGUGCAACCUCGACCGGAUGUCGAUGAAGGAGUGCCUCAAGAAGCUGAUCGACGACAGCGGCACGCUGGCGGACGAGCUGGACGACGAGCAAGGGGAAGGCGACGGCGGGCGCUAGCGCUCAGCUGCUACUGUGUGGUGCAGAGUAAAACGAAAAACUCUUUAUUGUUUCAUACAAGUCAAA